Messenger RNA from Drosophila innubila, 919 nucleotides. RefSeq names its product ficolin-1-like. NCBI's taxonomy places the organism in Eukaryota, Metazoa, Arthropoda, Insecta, Diptera, Drosophilidae. The transcript has 4 exons. The coding region runs from base 154 to 855 and encodes 233 amino acids. The record is from RefSeq and is a predicted model, not a curated record.
AUUCCACAUUCGGAACAUAAUGAGACGAACUUAUUUCAUUCAAUAAAUUCUCGAUUUUCUGAGUUGAGAUUCGAACUGGAACAACAGAAGAAAACUGGACUUGAUAGAGAGUCGAGAAUUCAGCUUCUUGAAGCCAAGCUGGAGCGUCAGGGAAUGUUGAUAGAAGAACUUGUCAAGGAUUUGGUUAAGCACAAUUUGAGGACCCUUCCACUCAACUGUACCGGUGUCAAGUCUAGUGGAAUCCGCGAAAUACUGAUCCCCAACUUUAGCAAUGAACCUUUUAAAGUUGCCUGUGAUGCUGAAACUCAAGGAGGUGGAUGGAUGAUUAUCCUAAGGCGGAUAGAUGGAAGUGUCGACUUCUAUCGCAACUGGUCUGAUUACAAAGAGGGAUUUGGAGAUCUCAAUGGCGAGUUCUUCUUGGGACUAGAUAAGAUACACGCUUUGACGACAGACAGUAAUCAGGAAUUACUCGUAGUCCUUGAGGAUUUCGAGGGAAAUGAAGUGUUUGAGACGUACGAGGAGUUUGCAAUCGGUAACGAGGAUCGAAAAUAUGUCCUACACACUGUGGGCAAAGCCAAUGGAACUGCCGGUGACUCACUGUCUUAUCAUCGUGACAUGUAUUUUUCCACCCACGACCAAGACAAUGAUUAUUUUCCGGGUAACUGCGCCGUAUCCAGCACUGGUGCCUGGUGGUACAAUUAUUGUCAACGCGGCCAAAUUACGGGCAGAUAUAAAGUCAAUACCUGGGGCAAUGGCAUCAAUUGGAGAUCCUUUAAGGGUAUGGAGUACUCCCUUAAAUCAGCCGUCAUGAUGAUACGGCCCAGAAAAUAUGUUGUCCGAUUUACCAGUUUUUAAUUUAAUAACUUUCAAAUAAAUAAAUUUAAAUUUAAAUAAGUACUUUCUGUAAUCAAUGUAGCAC